AUGCACAUUUCAACGACGAUCUGGAUGCUCGCUGCCUGUCUGGGGACUGUUAUCAACGCUUCUGAUAUACUGGAAGUGAAUCUGGUUUUUCCGCGCAAUGAAACAUAUGCGCCCAACGAAACCUUCCCUAUUGUCUUUGCGUUCAAGAAUUCUGAGCGCGCGAGACACCUAAACCCUUCAAUCAGUUACAGUUUAAGAAACGACCUACUCUACCUGUGGCAUGAACUCCACUGGGUAAACUGGACAAACCAGGAGACCUAUUUUGCCCACCGAUACACCAGCGAUUUCAGCACCGAGGGUCGUUGGAGCGUAUUCUGGACCAUAGGUUGGAAUAGUUGCAACGUCGAAUCACCCGAAUAUGGCAACGAGGUGAUCAGGAACAACACCAACAAGGUAACCGUGUUCACGACCAGCAAUUCUGCCCCGAAGCUGGACCCCGUUGCUUCUACGGCCAACAAGACAUGUACCGGGCAACCAGGCGUGGCGAUCAAUGUGACGGGCAAAACCAAGUUCAUCAGCAGCGCACUUUGGGAGGGCGGUAAAUACACCAACCAUACAUGCGCCGUUGUGGCAGCCUCCCCGACUCCUUCAACGAAUCCCUGUCGGACUCAAAUUGACAAGACUACUCUUGCCAGCAUGGAGGCCUCAAAAUUGGCCCGUUACUGCAAUUUACACUUCAACAAACCAGCAGAGUGCCCGGAUCAGAAGAGUGCCGCACAACCAUUAGCGGUGAUGGGUCUCUCCUGCUUGCUAGGCCUUGCUGGGGCGUUGGGUUUCUUUCUUGUAUGA
Penicillium manginii is the source of this 789-nucleotide messenger RNA. RefSeq lists its product as uncharacterized. NCBI's taxonomy places the organism in Eukaryota, Fungi, Ascomycota, Eurotiomycetes, Eurotiales, Aspergillaceae. The record is from RefSeq and is a predicted model, not a curated record. The transcript has 2 exons. The coding region runs from base 1 to 789 and encodes 262 amino acids.